Molecule: messenger RNA, 3239 nt
Organism: Marchantia polymorpha subsp. ruderalis
Lineage: Eukaryota; Viridiplantae; Streptophyta; Marchantiopsida; Marchantiales; Marchantiaceae
Source: the annotation of a GenBank genome assembly
CCAUGUUAGACUGAUCUCAAAGCGCGCAGGUCUCUCUUUCUACAUUCUCUCCCUCUCUCCCCCUGACACCAGACCAGACCAGACCAAAGCAGACCGCGCGUGAGCAUUGCAAGGGUCGUGGAUCCGCCCUCGUCUCGAUGUUUGACGUAGUUUGACUGCAGGUCAACUACCAGCCUUGGACAAGCAGACAGAGAGAGAGAGAGACAGAGAGAGAGAAGGGCGAGAAGUUGAUUUCGAGAAGGUGGAGAGAAGAAGGUCCAACAUGAAGGAAGGCACGAGAGAGAUUGAAGGAUGAGUUACUGCAGACUGCGCUGAAGCAGUUUCGGGCGGAGGCUCUCGUCUAUUUUCAACAGUCUUUUGUCGUCUGGCAGCGGAGCCACCAAUUUCAGUAAACUGUGAGUGAGCUCACAUGCCCACGCGACGCGACCUGACGGUUUAGCUCGAGUGAGUAGGAAAUCUCUUACAGGCUGUCGAAUAGCAGUCACGUGAGUGGAGGUAGCGGCAUUGUUAUAGUAGUCGUAGAAUUGUUAGCUUUGAGGGGCUCGGGAGCUGCGGGAGGUUCAAGAGCUUCAGGACGCUGCGAGGCUGAGCUCCAAGAUGGAUCUGAACACGGAGAUGCAAACUGCGUACGAUCCAGAUGUUACACUCGAGCAUACACCGACCUGGGCUGUGGGAGUCGUGUGCAUUGUUUUCGUCGCCGUGUCGAUUCUAGUGGAGGCCUCGCUCAAGCAUUUGAGUCGGUACCUCGAGCGCACCAACCAAAAGCCACUCCAGGAGACAUUGCAUCGGAUGAGAGAAGACUUGAUGAUGCUCGGGUUUCUGUCUCUUUUUCUGACCGCUUCGAGGAAUUCGUUGACGCGAAUCUGCAUUCCACAGCGACUGACCAACUACAUGCUGCCGUGCAGCGCCGAAGCCCCUCCCAGCCACGGAGUGUUGAUGCCCAACCGUGCUGACAGUGAUAAUGAAGCUCAGAUGUGUGUCCAGGGAAAAGUGCCUCUGAUGUCCAUCGAGAGUAUACACCAGCUUCACAUCUUCAUCUUCGUCAUGGCCCUCGUACAUGUAUUCUACAGCUGCCUGACGAUGAUUCUGGCGAGACUUCAGAUGAGAGGAUGGGGAAAGUGGGAAGAGGAAUACUGGCAGCAAGAUGCCAUCAGAGACUCUUUCAAAAUGUCGCGGCAGAAUUCCUUCGUGACCGACCGAACUCAGCAUCCGUGGACAUCCAAAGCUUGGUUUCAAUGGAUCGACAGUUUUUUUAGGCAAUUCUAUCGUCCGGUAAAACAAUCGGAUUACUUGACCCUUCGUCUCGGUUUUGUGAAGAAUCACAAUGUAGGACCGAAGUUCAACUUCUUAAAGUACAUGAUGCAGACUAUGGAAGAAGAUUUUAAGGUCAUCGUUGGCAUCAGCGCAUCUCUCUGGGUGUUUGUGAUAGUGUUCAUGCUCCUAAAUAUUUACGGGUGGUACACAUAUUUCUGGAUAGCGUUUCUGCCUUUGCUGCUUCUGCUCGUAGUUGGGACCAAGCUACAGCAUAUAAUGACUAUUCUUGCCAUAGAAAUUGCGAACAGCAAUACUCUGAUCGGGGAGCCGAUCAAACCACGAGACGAGCUUUUCUGGUUCAGCCGACCACAUCUCAUGCUCCAUCUGAUUCACUUCAUACUCUUCCAGAAUUCCUUUGAGCUCGCCUACUUCUUCUGGUUGUGGGCAACUUAUGGAAUCGAUUCAUGCUUCCUGGAAAAUAGAUCGUUCGUUUACGCCCGAGUCGUUCUUGGGUUCUUCUCGCAAGUCCUGUGCAGUUACGCGACUUUACCGCUGUAUGCUCUUGUAACUCAGAUGGGCACAACAUACAAAAAAGCUAUGUUCAAGCCGCCGAUAGAGAAGGCUCUGCAAGGAUGGCAUCACAAGGCGAUGGAGAAUAGAAGGAAGCGGAUGAGUGGAGAGAAGGCGGAUGCCCUGAUGGUGAAGGGGAGAGGUAGUCUGCCCAAGAGUCCUCUUGGCCCCGGUUCUAGUCCCAGUCCCAGUCCAGAAGGUAACGGCCACUCUUCUGUGUUCAAAGCUUUCGAGCACGUGAAGUCCAGAUUCGGACCCCAUGACAGAGACAUAGAGCACUGUCCUGACAAUAGCUUCCCGUCUCACCUACCGAGGCCUGAGAAAACAGAGGACGAGACUGCACCUCUGCGCUUGCAAAAGCAGUCCUCGGAUGUCAGUUGUGAGAUAGAUGUCGAUCAAGACGAUCGACAGCAGUCGCUCCUCCAGGCAAAAUCCGGACACAGACUCACCUCCACAAAGUCCAUUUAGAGAGUUUUCCGAAACUUCUUCAUUUGAGAACCAACUCCCGGUCGGAAGAAAGCCAGAGCUCCUCGCGUCCAGAAUGAGGAACUAGUCGAGAAGUCCGUGAUAAGACUAUCCGGCCUGGUUCCCCGCCAGAGAAGGAAGCAUGCAGUUUUGAGGCUUGAUUAACUUAAUCGAGUGGCAGCGAGGGACGAAACCUCCUGUUCUCUUUUAGACACUUGCAUGCAUCGCACUACACAGAAGUUGCUGCUUCAGACAUUUUGCACGAGCGUCCAGAAAGAGUUACUAGAGAUCUCAAGCACGCACGGGAUUUGAUGGAGGUGUGGCUGGAGAUACCAGAUUGUAGGUAGUCUGGGAAGCUCGAGGGCCCAUCUUUCAACUCUCGAGCAUCGUAAGGAGUGCUACUUGUUCAUGAGCAGACAGACUGUCCAUGAUAGAAAGAUUGCUCCGUUCUGUACCAUAUUAACGGUGGAUAAACUUCAACUUGUUUGAAGUGCCAGAGGCUUUCGAGGCAGAGCUCACCUCUGCCCCGAAGAGAAGGAAGCUGGAGCCACGAUGACCUCCAGCAAGAAACAAGGUUCAACAGACUCACUGCUGGAAUUCCGUCGGGCCUGCUCUUGGGAGUCGUCGGCAAAAGUUUCUUCUCGACUUCAACCCUCCAUUAGUGGCUGGGCUGUUUGUAAAUUGCUCUUACGAUCAAAUGACAUCUGCUGGAGUACCUCUACGUCGACUGCCUAGUUUUUUAAAACUUUUUUCUCGCCAGGAGAUCUGCACAUCCGGGGCACGGAUUGGGUCUUUGCAGCGUGAGGCAAGUGGGAAUCGCAGAGGUCUGUAUUUUACAGGACUAGAUUUUGAAACAAAGUCGGUGCCCCAGAUUUGGAGCAACCGAGAGUAGAGAGGCGUUUUGAGUUGUACAUUAUCAUACACACUAAUAUAACACGCGAUAGUCGAGG